CUUGAGAGUCUCUGUCUUGAAAAUGGCUGCUCCCACAACUGAGAAAAUUGUUGACAUCGAUGUGGUCGACCCAAGCGAAGCGCAAGCGAACUUACAGUUCCAAGACUUCUCGGACACCCUGCAAGGCGGCCCGCUCGGUGGUCGGCCAGGGACGAAUCGAUCGUACACCAGUUUCUCGGACAUGAAUGACGACGACGACGAGAGUGACGAGUUGCAGCUGCUCAACAGAGAGAGAGGCGUCGGCACACCAUCAUUCUGGAAGUUCAGCUUCUACCAGAGCCUCUUCGAUGUGACCACCGAUGAAGUGCUCAGGCGGCUGCUGUGGUCAGCCAUGCCCCAGCUCUCGGGCCCGUCCUACCUUGAGAAGCACAUCAGGCCUAAUCCUGAUCUUUAUGGGCCCAUAUGGGUUGGCCUGACACUUGUGGUGACCACGUCAGUGAGCAGCAAUGUGGCUAGCUACCUGGAGACGGCUGGCCAGACCAAGGACUUCUGGCACACAGACUACACACGAGUGUCAUUUGCAUCGACAGCGAUAUUGGUGUACAUGUUCGUGGUGCCACUUGUGCUGUGGGCGGUGCUGAAGUACCGCCAGGUGGAGUCGCGGUACUCCCUGCUGGAGACACUUUGCCUGUACGGCUACUCCCUCGCAGUCUAUGUGCCAAUCUCGAUCCUGUGGGCAGUGCACCUGACGUGGCUACGGUGGAUGCUGGUGGUCGUGGGUGCUUCACUUUCGGGCUGCGUCCUGGUCACCACGCUGUGGCCUUCCUUCAGAGAGGACUCCCGCAAGAUGGCCUUCAUCACGUCGGCUGUUGUGUUUGCACUGCAUGCACUACUGGCCCUGGGCUUCGUGAGGUACUUCUUUCAACAUGAGACUCAGCACAGUGUGCCACCACCUUUGGAUGUCUCAACAAGCAAACUAGUCACCAGAAAUCUAACAAAAGUGAUUUUGCCAACAAAUAAUACGCAUGUGUUGUGAUGCUGUGCAUUAAAACAUUGAGACACUUGUGUUAUUCCA
Rhipicephalus microplus (southern cattle tick) is the source of this 1015-nucleotide messenger RNA. RefSeq names its product protein YIPF1. The record is from RefSeq and is a predicted model, not a curated record. NCBI's taxonomy places the organism in Eukaryota, Metazoa, Arthropoda, Arachnida, Ixodida, Ixodidae. Gene Ontology annotation, cellular component: membrane; Golgi apparatus. Gene Ontology annotation, biological process: vesicle-mediated transport. Gene Ontology annotation, molecular function: small GTPase binding.